Rubroshorea leprosula is the source of this 2994-nucleotide messenger RNA. NCBI's taxonomy places the organism in Eukaryota, Viridiplantae, Streptophyta, Magnoliopsida, Malvales, Dipterocarpaceae. The record is from the annotation of a GenBank genome assembly.
GCUAUUUUCCAACAAAUUCGUGAGCCAAAGGGAGAUCAAACGCAUCGCGACCAAGUUGAUGCAAGUUCAUCAAAAAGAAGGAGAAUCUUUAAGGGACUACAUGCAACGAUUCAACAAAAUCAUUUUAGACAUUGAUAACGUUCUCGAUACCAUCUGCUUGUCUGCCCUGCUGCAUGGUUUGAAGCGUGGUCGGUUCCUAGACGACUUGCUAGAAAACCCACCGAAGACGUGGAAUGAAGUGAAUGACAGGUCUCAAAUCCUGGCACAAAUCCAGCACUGGGUUAGGAGACCCCCACCCCCACUGCAUGAUUCCCCAAGGGCAGACAAGAGCAAGCAUUGUGACUACCAUCGUGUAUACGGUCACAAUACAGAAGAUUGUCAACACUUAAAGGACGAGCUGGAGUUCUUGGCUCGCAAUGAGAGACUAGAAGGAUAUGAUAACCAGUAUCCUUCUGAGCAAGGCAGGGCAUACAGGGGACGUCAAUUCAAUAGGCGAGGCCAAGGACAAAGAACUACCACCCAGAACCAAAAAGACAAGAAAUGGGUGGGUUAUGUUGGGAUCCCCCCACUCUCAGGCACAAUCAAUAUGAUCUCAGGUGGUAUACACUCCAGAGGCCAAAGUGCUCGAGGUCGUAAGGCAUAUGCCCGACACGUGAUGACCGUUAAUAAGAAUAGGCCUCUGAAGCGGCCAUUCGAGAAGGCAGAGUGGGAGAAUACGCCUAUUACAUUUAGCUCGACAGAUUACCAACGAGCAAAAGGAGAGCCCGACGUUAUGAUGCCCCAUGCUGAUCCUUUCGUGGCAAUGGUUCAUAUAGAACCACGCUUUAGGAUGGCUUCUAUUAACUUUCUGGUUGUCAAGAUGGAAUCAGCUUUUAAUGCUAUAUUAGGAAGAGUUACUUUGUGCGAGCUAAAGGCUGUUAUCUCACAACCCCAUCUCUGUAUGAAAUUCCCAACUCCUCAGGGGGUAGGAGUGCUGAAGGGGAAUCAGAAGAUGGCCAGAGCCUGUUAUCAAGAUACAUUUAAAAAGGUUGAGUUCGCUGUAGCCUCGAGAGGCUCUGGAAGUAAUAGGCCGACUCAGCCUGGUCAACAGACAAUGAGCAUAUCAGAUAUUGAGCAUCGACCUAAGGGUGUUGAACAGAAAGAAGAGCCAGUAGAGCCAUUUUUGAGGGUUAACCAAGAUGUGUUUGCAUGGACUACGGAUGAAAUGCCUGGCAUCCCAGCAGAGUUGAUAGUCCACAAACUCAGCACGGACCCCACCAAAAGGCCGGUGGUGCAGAAACGUCGCCUUUUUGGCCUUGAGAAGCAAGUUGCCAUAGAUGAAGAGAUACAAAAGCUGCUACAGGCAGGCUUCAUCAAGAGAGUGGAAUACUCUGAGUGGGUGUCCAACCCUGUGCUUGUAAAAAAACCAAAUGGCAAGUGGAGAAUGUGUAUUGAUUUCACCAAUUUAAAUGAGGCAUGUCCAAAAGACCCUCAUCCCUUGCCAAAUGUUGAGAAGCUAGUAGAGAGGGCAACCGGGCAUGAAUGGAUGAGUUUCCUUGAUGCCAGCUCAGGUUAUCACCAGGUGCAAUUGCUGUUGGACGAUCAAGAGAAAAUAGCUUUCUACACUGAAUCAGGAAAAUUCUUAGGGUACGUGGUAUCCAAGAAAGGAAUUGAGGUAAAUCGAGAGAAGGUUCAGGCCGUUCAGCAGAUGGAGCCGCCCAGGACCGUAAAAGAUGUGCAGCGUCUGACGGGUCGUGUUGCUGUGCUGCAUAGGUUCAUUGCCAGCAUCAUCACCCUUAUUGUCCAAGCUUGUGGAGGGAGAGAGUUUAUACCUGUAUCUAGGGGUUACAGAGGAGGCGACUUCCUGGUGGAGUGCAUCUCGGCAACUACGGAGGAAAAGGCACCCGAACACCCAGUCUGGGUUUUGUAUGUUGACGGAGCUGCUAACAUUGAAGGAUCGGGUGCUGGGACUGUGUUAGUGGGCCCAGAUGGCUUUAAAUCCGAGCAUGCAUUGAGGUUUAAGUUUCAGACAACUAACAAUGCUGCAGAAUAUGAAGCCCUCAUUUAUGGAUUGAAGUUGGCGUCCAAGCUGAAGGUCAACAGAUUGAAGUCAGGAUUUAUCUCUUUCCAAAUCGACAAAAUACCAAGAGCAGAUAAUCACCGAGCUGAUGAGCUAUCAAAGUUAGCCUCAUCGCAGGACCUUAACCCUCAGAGGUCAACAAUUGUCGAAGUGCUUGACGCCCCAAGCUACAUCGAUUUCACAAUUGAGUGUCAGCUGCUAAGGAUAGAUCCCUCCUCUCCGAGCUGGACCACCCCGCUCAUUGAUUAUCUGCAAACGGGCGAGGUGCCUGAAGACCCGUCAGCUACGAAGUUGAUUAAACGCAGGGCUGCGCAUUUGCUGGACAAUCAACUCUACAAACAAGCAGCCUCAAUGCCCCUAUUACGCUGCCUUACUCCCUAUGAAGCUGAAUAUGCUGUGAGGGAAGUUCAUGAAGGAGUAUGUGGCACACACAUAGGUGGCAGAACUUUAGCUCGAAAACUUCUGAGGCAUGGUUACUACUGGCCUACUAUGGUUGAGGACGCACAGAGCUAUGUCAAAAAGUGCCCAACUUGCCAGUUAAAUGCUGAUGAUAUUCACAUGCCAGGAGAAAUGCUCUCAUCACUCUCAUCUCCCUGGCCUUUUGCUCGAUGGGGAGUCGACCUGCUCGGACCUUUUGUGAAAGGCAAAGGAGGUUGCACUCACCUCGUUGUCGCAGUGGAUUACUUCAACAAAUGGAUAGAAGCUAAACCUUUGUCCACAACAACAAAAAAGAAAAUAGAAAAAUUUUUGUUCAAUUUAAUAUUAUGCAGGUUCGGCAUACCUAAACGGAUCAUCGCGGACAAUGGUCCGUAGUUCCGAGUCGUGGCACUGAGGUCGUUCUGUAAUGAUUAUGGCAUCGAGCUCGCCUUGACCUCUGUAUAUACUCCACAGUCAAAUGGACAAGCCGAGUUCGCCAAUAAAAUAGUGUUGCGAGG